This is a messenger RNA of Aspergillus neoniger CBS 115656, 1056 nucleotides long. RefSeq lists its product as uncharacterized. The record is from RefSeq and is a predicted model, not a curated record. The transcript has a single exon. NCBI's taxonomy places the organism in Eukaryota, Fungi, Ascomycota, Eurotiomycetes, Eurotiales, Aspergillaceae. The annotation marks the transcript as partial.
AUGGGCGGCAUGAACUACCACAUAGAAAUUCUGUUUGCUGAUGGAGUUCGGUGGCUGGCUCGUAUUCGAAGAUCUAACGUUACCUCACCACCGCCCGACCUACGUGACUAUAUCAUGCGCAGCGAGGUUGCGACUCUCCAAUUCCUUGGCAAAACCAAAAUACCUAUUCCAAAGGUGCUCGACUACGCGCUGGAAGGACAAACUCCCGUCAGCGUUGGAUAUAUACUCAUGGCAAAACUCCCUGGGAAGUCAUUACGCUGGUCUCCCGCGUCUCAGGAACAGAGGAAGAAAGUCAUGACCCAGCUAGCAGAUGUAUACAUUGAGUUGGAACGUUUCGCGUUCAACAGUAUGGGAUCUAUGGAUGAACCAGGAAUUGAUCACAUUGCCUCGUUUGCCAGGGAAUCAUUGACUGAAUACGUCAACUCGCAGAUGGUUCCCCUCGGGCCAUACAGGGACCCGAGAGACUACAUCCAAUCUAGCAUUGAGCUCAUCAUAAGAUUGAUCAUAAGAGGGGAACGUUAUGCAGGACGCGAGAUAGAUGCAUUCUUAGUUCACCGGUUUCUUCUUGAUUGCAUCCCAAAGAUCAUAGAACACUACACUUAUGACGACGGACGAUUCUAUCUACGGCACGCUGAUGACAAGGGUGAUCAUAUUCUUGUUGAUGGUGAUUACAAUAUCACGGGAAUCGUUGAUUGGGAAUGGGCUUAUACAGACUCAAAGACUGAAGCCUUUAAAUCGCCCGUCAUGCUUCUCCCAGUUUCUGACUUUUACGACGGAGUUAAUACCCUUGGCGGGAAUGAAUCUACUUUUGCAGAUAUACUUGAGGCAAAGGGAAACAAGGGACUUGCAGAGAUAGUCAGGAAUGGGAGACUGCUUCAUCGGUUCCAGUUCUGUUGUGGAUAUGACGUUUCAGAUUGGGAGGGCUUUCUGGGUCUUUUUCAAGGCCUUCGAAAUGCCUUAAACUUAGAUGCAGAUAUGAGUUGGGUUGAUUGGAAGAUAAAUGCUUUGCAACGAUAUUCGGGUGAUAAGCGUCUGGAGACUCUACUAGGGCAGACG